CUAGCGUCCCAACGGCAUAACCCACUACUACUACUAUACACAGACUAAAUACGACUAUACACAAAACACAACACUAACAAAUAUUUAACCUGGGAAAAAACAACAAGAGGAGUAGUAGUGGUACCGUUUCAACAGCAGGCAGGAGCAGCGUUCCAAAGCCAAGCGAUUAACGACGACGCGAAAACUACCGCAUCGUUGUCAUUAUACAUCCUCAAAUUAACAUUUACCAUCGUUUUUUUAACCGUCAAUCAUGUCGACCAAAAGAAAAAAUACUUCAACCAGUAAAAAGCCCAAAAGUAAGGCUAAGAAAGUUGAAUACGACGAGGAGGACGAAAUUUCCAGUCCGUCUGAUCUUGAGGAUGCUGACGCCGGCUCUAAUGCUGACGGGGCUGAAGACGCCGCCGCUGAGGAAGAUCUCACUGAUGUUUCCAGUAUCCCGGAACUGAGAGCUCCUGAGGGAGGAUGGGGCAAACCUGGUACUCUGGUGAUGUGUGGUUUGACUAACUGGGAAAUGGCUGGUCGCAAAGCACCGCCAAAAGGUGUGAAAGCUAACGUCGGAAGAAGCCUUUGGUCGCCGCAUACGUUCAAGAACCUCAACGGAUCUCGAGUGAGACUGAUUGCUUCAGGACCUUCGUCAGCACACAACGUAAUUGUCACUGAAGACAAUAGAUGUUUGGUGUUUGGAAAAAAUGACAAAGGACAAUUGGGACUUGGAGACGUGAAGAGACGCGAUGAUCCAACCGAAGUAGAAGCCCUUAAAGGACACACGGUGAUCGCAGCAGCGUGUGGACGCAAUCACACUUUGUUUUUAACUAGUCGUGGUAUAGUUUUCGGAGCUGGUGACAAUAAACUGGGUCAAUGUGGAGUUGGAAAGUCCGACGCUACUAUACUUACUGCUACAAAGGUUAAAUACACCGGAGCGCCUAUUGUCAAAGUCGGUUGCGGAGCAGAAUUUUCGAUGAUUUUGGACAUCAAGGGUGGCCUUCACUCGUUUGGAACCCCCGAGUAUGGAGCACUUGGCCACAAUACCGACGGAAAGUACUUUAUAACAAACUCAAAAAUGGCUUUCCAUUUUGAAAAAGUACCUAAGAGGAUCGUUCUUUACGUGGAGAAGAGCAAGGACGGUCAUGUGAUACCACUAGACCGAGUUGAAAUUUCAGACUUUAGCUGCGGUUACCAUCACACUGUCGCUAUUGACAGCAAGAGCCGGGCAUUCUCUUGGGGAUUCGGUGGAGUCGGACGUUUGGGACACAAUGAGCAGCGUGACGAGUUGGUACCACGUCUUAUAAAAUUCCUAGAGCCUCCCAGCCGUGGUGUCAGGUCCGUCCAUUGCGGUAGUACUUACAGUAUUGCUAUCAAUGUUCAUGGCUCCGCUCUGAUGUUCGGUCAGACUAAACGAACUGGAGAAGCCAACAUGUAUCCAAAGCCUAUUCCUGAUCUGUCCGGCUGGGAGAUCCGAUGCGUAGGUGUCUCGCAAACCAGCGUUGUCGUCGCUGCUGAUGAGUCGGUCAUCGCCUGGGGCGCUAGUCCUACUUAUGGUGAACUCGGCUUCGGGGACAUGCGAAAAUCCUCGACGACGCCAAUGGAGGUCAAGGCGCUGGAAGGCCUCUACAUAACUGCUAUUACUUGCGGACUUUCUCACACGAUGAUGAUUUGUAGAGACGAGUCUGAAGAAGAAAAAGCUAAAAUAGCAGAACUCGCGGUAUACUCGGUUUAAGGUGAUUAUUGUCUCAGAAACUCUCACAUUUUUUAAAUUCUUUUAUCUUUUUAUAAUUAUUUUUUAUUUUCUGGCAUUAAAUAUACACUACGGUCGUUACGCUUAUAAAAUUGCCUUUAUAUAGCGUAGGAUCUCAAGCACAGACAUUAAAAAAAAAAAAAAAAAUAAUUAAAACAAUUAACAUGGAAUUGAUCAAAUUGUCUACAAUGUGCUGUUGACGCCAAAUGACCCAUGACAUCUUAACACACAUACACUCUAUAGUCUUAAAAA
Molecule: messenger RNA, 1987 nt
Organism: Cotesia glomerata
Lineage: Eukaryota; Metazoa; Arthropoda; Insecta; Hymenoptera; Braconidae
Product: protein RCC2 homolog
Exons: 6
Coding region: 251-1717 (488 amino acids)
Source: RefSeq, a predicted model, not a curated record